Messenger RNA from Cyanistes caeruleus (blue tit), 4238 nucleotides. The record is from RefSeq and is a predicted model, not a curated record. Lineage: Eukaryota; Metazoa; Chordata; Aves; Passeriformes; Paridae.
UGGCAUGUGGAGUUGCAUUCAGCCUCUGUCCCGAAGGCAGGCUGUGCUGCCUCCCCAAAGUGAAGGCAGGAGCUGCACAUCUGUGAAACUGCUUAAACGUGUCCAAACAUUUUGCUGGGUGACUGCCAGCACCCUUGGUGUGUGAUGUCAAACAGUGGGCAGUCCUUGUAGCCUCCCCCACCAGCCUCCAGUGUCAUGUGCCAGUAUGAAUAUUAAGAAAGAGAAGCAUACUUCAGAGCUCAGCAUCCCGGAAAGAAAAAAGAAGGAACUAAGCAGAGAGAGCAAAUGAUUGUACUGCUUGCAAAACUUGAGGCUGUUCACUUUUUCUCCUGAGAAGCUUCAUCUUAGCCUUUGUGGGAGAGUCAAGAAAGUAGGCAGAGCAGCCACAGUGAUUUUCUUUUUCCCUUUUUAAUUUAAUUUUUUCUCCCUUGUGUCUGGAUUUUAAGUGUGCUGCACUGAUCACAAGCACUGGACAUCAAUAUGUGUCAUGUCAUUGUGACGUGUCGGUCGAUGCUGUGGACUCUCCUGAGUAUUGUGGUGGCUUUUGCAGAGCUCAUUGCCUUCAUGAGUGCAGACUGGCUGAUUGGCAAGGCAAAGCCUUCAAGCGCCGAGGAGGUGGACAACAGAACCGGGGGAUCGCAGGAGCCCUACCGACCAACGCUGGGCAUCUACGGGCGCUGCACCAGGAUUUCCCACAUGCAGUUCUCUAGACGAGACACACUUUGUGGUCCUUACGCUGAAAACUUCAGUGAGAUUGCCAGUGGGUUCUGGCAGGCAACCGCUAUUUUCCUAGCCAUGGGAAUCAUGAUUCUCUGCACUGUGGCAUUUGUGUCUGUCUUUACUAUGUGUGUGCAGAGCAUUAUGAAGAAAAGCAUUUUUAACGUCUGUGGGCUGCUACAAGGGAUUGCAGGGCUCUUCCUUAUCUUAGGCUUGAUACUUUACCCUGCAGGUUGGGGAUGCCAGAAGGCGAUAAGCUAUUGUGGACCUUAUGCUUCUGCUUACAAACUAGGAGACUGCUCCUUGGGCUGGGCUUUCUACACAGCUAUCGGCGGCACUGUUCUGACGUUCAUCUGUGCAGUCUUCUCGGCACAAGCUGAAAUAGCCACAUCCAGUGACAAAGUGCAAGAGGAAAUAGAAGAAGGAAAAAACCUUAUCUGCCUCCUUUAACUCCAGUGGGGGAAAAUAACGGCACCUGGAUCUUUAUCUGCUUUCCAUUGACUGGACAAGCAGAUCCAUUUACCUGUUUUUACCAUUUGUGUGAUUGAGCCCCAUGCAUUCCAGCCGUGAACUACUGAAAGGGUCUUUAUUCUUUGCUGGGCAAUGAGGAUCAGAGAAAGGAUCCCAAGAAAGCAGAAUGUAAAUACUUGGGGAUAUUUUUAGUUUCAUUCUGUGAUCAGGACACAGUGGAAUAUAUUAAUCCAACUGGGGAUGUAAUCAAUCACAUGUAUAUAGCAGGAAAUGUUGUUAAAACUGACACAUUCUGAUUGAUCGGAUUGCCUAACCCAUCUUGGUCACUUUGAAGAAUUUGAGUUUAAAAUAACAAAAGCCAGCACAUUUUUUUUUCUCUUCUUAAGCAAAAGAGAAGCCUAUUUUAAUGAGGCUGGAUUUCCAAGGGCUCCCCUCACUGGUGAAUAUUUCUUCACCAUCACCUGGUUUAGUACCAUUUUCAUGGAGGUGCUUUUUGGUACUGAACUUCCUAGAAGUACAGUGCCUUCUUGGAUAUUAACUUUAUAUUGGAGAGAGCAAAACUGAUGUUUACACCAAUCUUUAGGCAUUUAGAAAGUGAAGUGCCUGCCAGGUUUCUCUCUCUUGAAACUUUAGAGCACAAGGUGUGUGCAGCUUGUUACUUAGCAGGUAAAUAUUGUUUCCGCUGACUAGACAGAGAAGCUGUUGUUAGACUGGCUCUCACAUGAUUCAGAUAAAACAGAAAUAUUUCUACAGCCUUUAUUAGAACUUGAAAUCCCAAGCAGACAACAGCUUCCCACAGUAUAAGCCUUACCUGGGCUGCAGUCUCUCCUACAACAAUGGAUUUCACAUUGUACUUCAACUUUUUCUCUGGUCAGUGAUACAUCAUUCCCAGUCUACAGAUCAGUCUGUCUCAUGACCCACAGGCAAAUGAGUCUUUAGGAAAUUUAAAUUUUUCAGAAAGCCGUGACAAAUUCUAUAUGGCUGGGAAGAAUUUUUUUCCUUUUUUUUAAUUUUUUUAUUUUAUUUUUUUUUUGUGUAUGUGUAGUAGUAGACCUUUUUCUAACUAAAUCAGCAGAAAUUAAACAGACCUUGCCACAAAUGCCAUUUUUUUCUCAAAGCCAGCUGGUUGUGUUAUUUGUGGUGUUGCCUCACUUACUAGAACUAUUUCUGAUAGCAAGUUUAUAAGGUAUUGUAACAAACACAGGAAUGAUUCAAAUGUGCCAUAGGAGCAUUGGGGAUAAUUCAUCCAAGAAGUAGUUCUAAUUAAAUACUAGAUGAAUUUUAUAUUGCUUUUCUUAUUUCUUGGUAUUUUAACAUCAUCCAGUGACAGUGUUGCUUCACUAUUACACAAAGCAGAGAUCCUUGUUUUUGCCUGGCCAGUCCUUUAAAAUGCGCCAUUAUUAUUAAAACUAUUGUUGUUACUGUCCAGGUAGGUAGCUGCUUUCAAUGCACUGCUGACGUGCACAAGUGCUGUACAGCAGUCCUGACAGUGGGCCUAGGACAGCCUGGAGGUCCUGGAGGUGAACAGUCAUGGAACUGGGUCCCCAUCCAGCAUCUGCUGCCCACCACAGACACAGAGCGGCUCCCAGCCUGCGCCUCUGCCUGCAGCCUGCGUGCUGGACAGAUACACAGGUGACUUCUGAGACGCAGUGCAACAAGGUCAGCUUCUGCCUGUAUUCAAAAAGGGAUUGUUUUAACCUAGCCUCUUGCAUUCACCUGCUCCUGCAACCCACAUCCACCAUCUUCUACUUUAAAACUCACUGUUUCUUUUAAAUGCUGAAUUUAAAUCCCCUCCAAAAGUUAUUGUCAGGGACAAACUGCCUGCACAAACCAAGAUUUCAAUAAAGCAAAAUUGCCAGCAUAAAGUGGUGCCUGAGGGUGAAAAUCACAGCCCGCACACCCCGUCCAUACCUGUGUUUGUCUUGUUGGCUUUGCCCCAUAGACACCCCAUACAUCUGAAGGACAUGUACUGGCCUUGUAUCUGGGGUCCAGCAAGGCUUCCUCCACGCAUCCCUCCUGUACCCCUGCUGGAGCAGACACUGAACUUGGGCCACCAGUUCAGCUCUGCCCUGUCCUUGGGAGCCCUGCUGUUGGGAAAAAGGGGACAAGCAGUUGUACGAGUACCUUAUCAACCAGCUAAAAAUGAAUUACUAAGCAGAUGUACAGUUUUAGCUUCCUUAGAUGGGUAGCAAUCCAAACUCCAGGUAACCACUGCCAACAAGUCUUGACACAGUAUUAGAGUGAAAAAUGCUGCUUUGGCUUAAGCACUUGAUUAGUCAGGUCAGUUCUCACAAAGGUCGAGAGGGCAUACUCUGCUCUGCCUGAGAAGUAAACAAUGAACAACCUUCAUUCAUGUUACUAGCUGACCUCUGCUGCAAUCCACAUGAUGACUAAAAAAAUUUCAAUAGUACCUUUUGUUUAGGUUUGAUUUUUUUUUAAGUACAAAGGAGAGAUUUUCAGUGGCACAUACUGCUUUUGUUUGCAAUCGUAAGCAAGAAGAACCAGCUUUUCUGCUUGUUGCUGGUAUAUUAUCAGCUUGCUCUGCAACAGCAUAAUUAACUAACUUGCAAGAAUAUCCAUGUUCAUCACAUAGCACAGAUAGAAGACAGGCUGGGAAGAAGUACAGAGGAGAAAUAGUCAGAAUUUCUUUUCUCAGGGUUCUGUUUUUCUAGCAAGUGAUAAGGUGGUAUAUAUUGAGAAUUUUUUUUUCCCUGGAUGAGGUUUUCAGGUGCAGGGUGCACUCACUGAAUUUCACAGUUGUUUAAAUUGCUCCUGAAGUUCACCUCAGCAGUAGCUUUCAAAGGCACUUUGGGAAAGAAAAAAAGAAAAAUCAGCUUAAAGCUAAUUUAACUGAUUUCAUGAGGGGGCUGCAGAGUGUAACUGCUUCUUAAUGUACAUGCACUGCAUAGGAUCUAGAGGAAUUUGCUGUGGAUUCUUUAAACCUGUGUGCCAAUUAGUUAAGUUUGUUUUGUGGUAUUGAAGAUUUCUUCAAACAUCUGUGGUUUCAUCAACUUCUUAAACUUAUAUUCAAUAAAGUGCCAUAGACCAUU